AUGAAAAUAGUUAGAAUAAAUUCUGUUGAUGAAUUGGGCGAGCUGAAUGACUUCAGACUUCCUGGAUUGGAUGGAGAUCCGUCGAUUGAAACAUACACGAGUAUAGAACGCCGUCAUACUUCUCCGUUAUCUCACGCUACAUCAAAACCAAAUCAUUCCAAUUCAACACAUCCAUUCAACGAAGAUGGUUAUUUUUUGCUUUGNCGAAAAUAUGACUAUCCGGUAUUUCACGGACCGCGCAGCCAUGCAGCUGCAGUGAACGUACCGGAAGCAGUCUAUCAGAGUGCAUCACAGAUCUAUACUGUUGGGAGUGAAGAUCCUUAUAGCUCAAUAACAAGUGGGGGCGGUGCAGAGACGAAUUAUCCCAGUUACGCGCAUGUGAAAGAUAGUAUUGCCAAUCCAAGAUCCUCGAAAGCCGUCGAUAAUUCUGAUUCAAAACCUUCAACGAGUGAAAAUAUUGAUGAUUUAUACACGAAGAUUCAACGUCCGUCACCAUCCUGCACACUAUCGACAAAAGGGCAUGUUCCGAGAGAAGGUGGUGAGCAAUUCAUACCGUUGCCGAGUACAUCGUAUCAACAGUCAGAUGCUAAUCAAGGAUACGUAUCGUGUGGAAGUGAAAAGGCAAGUCGUGAACCGUCGUAUCGUUACAUAACUGUUCGUGAGAGUGUCGAUGUGAUCCGACGACGUCUAAACGAAAGAGAAAUGUUCAGUGGUGCUCAUACCCCUCCAGCUUCAAUCAGUCGGAAUAUGAGUAAUACUUCAGAAUCAAUUGACGGAACUCUACCGAUUCGUGAACAUUAUUAUUCAUCGAUUGGUGGUGGAAGUGAUUACGAAUCGGUAUCAGUCGCAGCUCUAUAUGAACACAUUCCGGAUUUGUCGACUGGAAACAAUGUUCUGAAAAAGAGUGAUGAUGGAACACAAGCAUCCACAUCUUCGUCAGUGCGUUUCCGAUCGACGUCCCGAAAUCGUGGUGAUACAAGUGAAAAAAUUUCGGAUAAUUCAAGUCCAAGCGUGCCUCCAAAACCUCCGACUUCCCCAAUACCUAACCGCAUCAGCAGUGACGCAAUCGAUGUGAAAUGUUUCCGAUAUUCAGACGAUCCAAAAGUGAUUCCUUUCAUCGAGAGCAGUCCGCCGUAUGCAUCAAUACAAUACGACAGUCAUAAUAAAACUGAUUUGAAAGCAAACAAAUCAUCGCCAUCAAAUAACACUUCAACGAAUUCCACUACAAACGUUCUUCAACCAAAAAGUCAUUUAUGUUCAUCCCCUCCAAAUAAUAGUGCUGAUGUUGACAAGAGCAACAGUAAUAAAACAGCCAGCAAAAGCGAUCAAAGUUUUAAGUCAUCAGUUAUAAACACGGACGCAACUGCAUCUAACAAAUUAUCGAACGGUAAUAUACCGGGAACUGGUAAUCGCGAUGAAGAAAAAACAAAUCGGGAAACGAGUCAUUCCAUCAAGCAGUACGGUAACCCGCAACUGACAGCCACGACUCUGAGUGGACAUCCACCGAAUUCGAACCGUACCAUCAUUUCAGCAUCAGAUACUGAUCAUGAAAUAAAUCCGUCAAGAGUGACACGUUUUCUUUCACCUACAGUUAGCAGUCAAAGUUCCGCUGCUCAGCGGAAUUCCCUUCCAGAGUAUCGUCAUUCCCAAAUAUCGCCUCACCACAUCACAAACAGUUGUACAUCUGUACUGCCGUCUGCCCCAUAUAGAACUUCAAAGAGGAGUCCGAUGGAUGCUCAAUCACAUGAAUUCAAUUCGAAAUCGUAUCGAUCUGAGAUUGAAGCUUAUGUCGUGAAGCCGUCAUUGAGUAGCUCGACACCUUUGAUUAAUUCGAGAGGAGUUCAUUCAAGUCAAUUAUCUUAUUAUAAGAAAUAUUGUUUAACCGCUACCUAUCCCGAGAUGUCGAGCAACUGA
This is a messenger RNA of Anisakis simplex (herring worm), 1914 nucleotides long. The record is from the annotation of a GenBank genome assembly. Lineage: Eukaryota; Metazoa; Nematoda; Chromadorea; Rhabditida; Anisakidae.